Gongylonema pulchrum is the source of this 594-nucleotide messenger RNA. Lineage: Eukaryota; Metazoa; Nematoda; Chromadorea; Rhabditida; Gongylonematidae. The record is from the annotation of a GenBank genome assembly.
AUGGCUGAAACAAUGGAGAACAUUAAGUCGUCGAUUUCGCGCUGGUGGGCAGCGGUCACUGCCGACAAAUUGCCGAAGCCAAACCCCGCACGAAUGGUCACCGUGGAGGAAUUGCCAAUGUAUCCAGACGAGAAGCCACAUUAUCUGGAAGUGAGGGAGCAGCAGCCGUUGCCUAUGCAAUCGGAACUGGCAUCAUUGCGACGAGCUGCUACACAACGUUUUGGCAAUUUAGGGGAAUCUUAUCAUAACAUUGAAGAGAAAUCCAAGAAGGCAUUUAGUGCGACACACGAAUUCAGUGAGCGGUUACGUGAAGAUUAUGGUACGUUACCAAAAGCGGCUGCAAUCACUGUUGGCGGCCUUACUGGUUUCAUCCUGGGUAUGAAAAGGUCGGUGUUUCGCCGAUUUCUGUAUGCUGGGAUGGGCUUGUUCACGAUGAGCGCAUUUUGCUAUCCAUAUGAAACAGUAGCAAUUGUUCGUACCGCAGUUGAGCACUCGAAAAUGACCUGGGACAAUUUUGCACGUUGUGAGUUUCAUUCAUGUACUAAUUUGUUAAAAAAGCGACCGAAAUGUAACUGUGUUUCUUUGGAUGAAUGA